AUGGAGGAAAGCAAGAAUGAGAAGGUGAACCAGGCUCAUGUUCUCUUCGACAGAUUUGUCCAGGCUUCAACCUGCAAGGGGACUCUCAAGGCUUUCCAAGAGCUCUGUGACUAUCUAGAACUAAAGCCUAAGGACUAUCGUUCGUUCUAUCACAAACUCAAGUCUAAGCUCAAUUACUGGAAAGCCAAAGCCUUGUGGGCCAAAUUGGAUAAAAGAGGCAGCCAUAAGGACUACAAAAAGGGGAAAGCGUGCGCCAACACGAAGUGUCUGAUAAUUGGGGCUGGACCCUGUGGCCUUCGUACAGCCAUUGACCUGUCGUUCCUGGGAGCCAAGGUGGUGGUGAUAGAGAAGAGGGAUGCCUUCUCCCGCAAUAACGUCCUGCACCUCUGGCCAUUCACCAUACACGACCUGAGGGGGCUCGGCGCCAAGAAGUUCUACGGCAAGUUCUGUGCAGGAUCCAUAGACCAUAUCAGUAUCCGUCAGCUCCAACUUAUCCUUUUAAAGGUGGCCUUGAUCUUGGGAAUAGAGAUCCAUGUCAAUGUGGAAUUUCAGGGGCUUGUUUACCCUCCAGAGGAUCAGGAGAAUGAAAGAAUAGGUUGGCGUGCAUUGGUCCACCCAAAAACCCAUCCAGUAUCUGAAUAUGAGUUUGAAGUAAUCAUUGGAGGGGAUGGCAGGAGGAACACCUUAGAAGGGUUUCGUCGGAAGGAGUUCCGCGGAAAGCUGGCAAUUGCUAUCACAGCAAACUUCAUCAAUCGCAACACCACAGCUGAAGCCAAAGUAGAAGAGAUCAGCGGGGUGGCCUUCAUAUUCAACCAGAAGUUCUUCCAGGAUCUACGAGAAGCCACAGGUAUUGACUUGGAGAACAUUGUCUACUACAAAGAUGAUACGCACUACUUCGUCAUGACUGCCAAAAAACAGAGCUUGCUGGAGAAAGGAGUGAUACGGCAUGAUUAUGCUGACACGGAGUUGUUACUGUCACGGGAGAACGUGGACCAGGAGGCUCUGCUCAACUAUGCCAGAGAAGCAGCUGACUUUUCCACUAAUCAGCAACUGCCAUCACUGGACUUUGCCAUCAAUCACUAUGGCCAGCCUGACGUGGCCAUGUUUGACUUCACCUGCAUGUACGCAUCGGAAAACGCAGCCCUAGUGCGAGAGCAGAACGGCCACCAGUUACUCGUGGCACUGGUUGGGGACAGUCUUCUAGAGCCAUUUUGGCCAAUGGGAACUGGAAUAGCCAGAGGAUUUUUGGCUGCAAUGGACUCUGCUUGGAUGGUACGCAGUUGGUCACUUGGAGCUAGUCCUCUGGAAGUUCUUGCAGAGAGGGAAAGCAUUUACAGGCUGCUGCCUCAGACCACCCCUGAGAAUGUGAGUAAAAACUUCAGCCAUUACAGCAUUGAUCCUGCCACCCGGUACCCCAACAUCAACGUCAACUUCUUGAGGCCACAGCAGGUACGCCACUUGUAUAACACAGGAGACUUGAAAGAUAUUCACCUGGAAAUAGAGAACUUUGUGAACUCCAGGACACCAAAGCUGACUCGAAAUGAGUCUGUGGCUCGCUCUAGUAAAUUGCUCAGCUGGUGCCAGAGGCAGACGGAUGGAUAUGCUGGUGUUAAUGUGACAGAUCUCACCAUGUCAUGGAAAAGUGGCCUAGCUUUGUGUGCCAUUAUCCACAGAUACCGUCCAGACCUAAUAGACUUUGAUUCUUUAGAUGAGCAUAAUGUGGAGAAGAAUAACCAGCUAGCCUUUGACAUUGCUGAAAAAGAGUUUGGAAUAUCUCCCAUUAUGACUGGAAAGGAAAUGGCAUCUGUUGGAGAGCCAGAUAAACUGUCGAUGGUGAUGUACCUCACACAGUUCUAUGAGAUGUUCAAAGACACCAUCCCCUCUAGUGAUAGUCUGGACCUGAAUGCAGAGGAAAAAUCUGCCCUAAUUGCCAGCACCAAAUCACCUAUCUCCUUCCUCAGUAAACUGGGACAGAGCAUCUCUCGGAAGCGCACUCCAAAGGACAAAAAAGAAAAGGAACUGGAUGGUGCAGGCAAGAGGAGAAAAACCAGCCAGUCUGAGGAUGAGGACAUCCCCCGAAGCUACAGAGAAGAGAGGCCCACACUGGUGAGUGCUCUGACAGAAAGGAGAAUUGAUGCUGCCAUUGGGAAUCAGAACAAAGUCAAGUCUAUGGCAACCCAGCUCCUGGCCAAGUUUGAGGAGAAUGCACCAGUGCAGUCCUCCAGCUUGCGAAGACAGCAACCUGUCCUGCCUUAUCAAGAACGUGUUCACAACCAACCCUCCAGCAGACGAGAGCAGGGCCGUCUUGCUCCCAUACCCCAGUGGAAACAGAUGAGGACUAAGGGACGUUCUCGGACCUGCCCCAAAAAAGUGAUCAUGCUCUCUUCUUCCACUCCACCUUCCUCUCCACCGUAUCCCAGGCAGCAGAGAAACAGGGAACCUGGUGGUGACUAUCAUGGGGAGCAGAGUCCCAGGCAGGAAAGGAGAUCUCCUCGUUUAUUUUCUGAUGACCAAGUGCCUGAUAAUGUUGAGCAAAGGGCAUGUCAGCUGGGUGCCCUCCCGGAGUCCAGACCCGCAGUGAGGCAUCAGCCUGAGACUGAACCGUCUCGCCGAUUCUUUGUUGACCAGUGGGAGCUCUCUCUUAGCCUCCGUUCUUCUAAUCGCCCUUCUUCACCUUCAGCUGACUCUCUCCGACAGAAGUAUAUAAAGAUGUACACAGGCGGAGUGAGCUCAUUGGCUGAGCAGAUAGCCAAUCAGCUUCAAAGGAAAGAGCAGCCCAAAACCCUUCUAGACAAGAAGGAACUGGGCUCACUCAAGAAGGAGUUCCCCCAAAACCUGGGGGGCAGUGAUGUCUGCUACUUCUGCCGCAAGCGAGUCUACGUGAUGGAAAGGCUGAGUGCUGAGGGGAAGUUCUUCCACCGCAGCUGCUUCAAGUGCGAAUAUUGUGCGACAACUCUGCGCCUGUCGUCUUACGCCUAUGACAUUGAAGAUGGCAAAUUCUACUGUAAGCCUCACUACUGUUACCGACUCUCUGGUUGUGCUCAAAGGAAGAGGCCAGCAGUGGGUCCUCUGUCAGGAAAGGACAGCAAAGGAGCUGUGCAGGACGCCAUGGCAAGUGAUGGAAGUGGACGGGCAAAUACCAUCCCCACCUCAGCAGAGAGGGCUGCAGGUUCUAAUGCGAAUGGACUGGAGGAGCCCAGCCUCGCCAAGCGGCUGCGUGGCACGCCAGAGCGAAUUGAGCUGGAGAACUACCGACUGUCGCUGCAGCGGGAGGAGGAACUGGAGGAGGUUCCUGAGGAGACACUUGCAGAGCAUAAUCUGAGCAGUGUGUUAGACAAAGGAACAGAAGAGGAUGUGCCCAGCAGUAGUUCAGAGUCUGAGAUGGAGGAGGAAGAUGAGGAGGAAGAAGAUGAACUACUGCUGCCUCAGCAACCCCCUUCAGACUUGGGCGGUGUGCCGUGGAAAGAGGCUGUGCGUAUCCAUGCCCUCCUGAAGGGAAAGAGUGAAGAAGAGAUUGAGGCUGAGGAAAAUCAUGAGAUUGAGGAUGAUGAUGAGGAAUAUGAAGAGGAGGAAGACGAGGAGUCAAGUGAAGAGGGGGAGUAUUGCCCUUGGGAGAAAGAGCUGCAGCAAGGCCUCUGGCUUCAACAUCUCUCAAAUGAAGAGGACACGGGUACAUUUAAAGCUGGAAACCUUAGGCUGCAGCAGAUUGUAAAUCCGGUUGAUCCUCUGGAGAUCCUGGCAGAUGUGCACUGGACACACAUCCGUGAAAAAGAGGAGGAGGAAAAAAUGGUUCCAACCUCAAAGUCCUCCACCUCUAGAGCGUCCGACCUUCCCUCCAUACGCCAUGAGGCGGUACAGGCGUGGCUGGAGACGGUCCCUGGAGCUCCAUGUGAGGAUAAUGAUGUGGAGGAUGAGCUGCACACCGAGCCUGCAGACACAGAAGGGCAGGCAGGUGAAGAGGGAGACACGGGUGCAGAGCUGGAUGAUGAUGACAUCCCAUCUGAUGCAGAAGCAGAGUUUCGCUUACAUCAGGGUGGCGCAGAAGAACCAGAAUUAAAAGUCUCUGAAGAUGAAGAUCAUGAAGAAGGAGCAGAACAUUCUUCUUGCAGUGUGGCAGAAGAUCUGUGCAAGCCAUCCAUCCCUGACCAGUCAUCCAGUGUCCUUCCUCUGUCUCCAGUCGAUAGUCCCAAAGCAAAACAAGCAGAGGAUGUAAAAGAUCCCCUGGCAGAAGUUUCCCAUGCAAUAAAGUCUCCUGAGGCACGCUUUUUUCCUGAGCCUUUCAUUCCUGAAGAGGGACCAAAGGAUGAAAUCCCGAAAGACAGGAAAGUUAAGAGCCCUUUGGUGCCACCAUCUCCAGUGUUAUCCCAGCCAGUUGCAUCACCAGAAGCCAUUGCACCUACAUCACUGGCAGAGUCUCAGCCCAGGGCACCAUCAUUGGCUUCAUCCCCAACAUCUACUCAAAUGCCUAUCUGUUCCCAGCCUUUGCCUUCUGCUGAAACCUCUAUUCCAUCCCCAGUGGAGCCUCCAGUAUGUUUCCAACCUGUCCCAGCCUUAACAUCAACUCCUUUAGCCAAGCUGGUCCUUAGGGGCCAAGAUAGUGAGGUGGAAAAACUGGGGAGCCCUACUACUGCAGAGGAAGCCCUGAAACGGAGUAACCUCGUGGAAGAGUUCUGGAUGAAGAGCGCUGAAAUCCGCAGGAGCUUAGGGCUCACCCCAGUGGACAGAAACAAACGCCCAGAGACGAACUUCACUGUAUCUGCCCUUGAGACAACUCCUCUGAAGGCUUUUAACAGUGAGAACGUUGCAGGGGAUGAAAGGAUCCAUCUUGUGAAACCCCAGCCCGCCCCAAGGAGACAGGCACUGUCCAGGUUAGAAAACGAGCAGAUCUCUCUGCUCACUCCAAAAUCUCCAUCAGAAAAAGAGCUAAAGAUUUCCACUGACGUAAGGAGAGAUGUCUCCAGCAGUUCUGGACUAGGCCUUCAGGAGAGCUCAUCUAACAUGAGAACUAUGGCUAGCCAGAGCUUCAACACUUCUGAUUCUACCAUGCUUACUCCUCCAUCAAGCCCACCCCCACCACCUCCUCAGGGUGAAGAACCAGCCACUUUGCGUAGAAAGAGGUAUCAGGCACUCUGGCACAAUGAGGUUGAAGCCAGGUCACCUCCAACCCCAGCAUCAACACCUCCUGUUCUCCCACGCCAUGAACCAAUAUCCGCUGACAAAGAGGCAGCCCAGGCCAAAAAAGACGAUGUCCGGAAGUCUUUUGCGGAGAGUGUGGAUGAGAUUCCGUUUGCUGAUGAUGUAGAAGACACAUAUGACGACAGGACAGAGGACUCAAGCCUUCAUGAGAAGUUCUUUACACCUCCUACAAGCAGGCCAAGGCCAGAGAAAGCCCUUCUUUUGCCAUUGGUCAAAGAAAACGGUGGCCCACCCUUGAUGGAAGGAGGGGUUAACCAAAAGAAGAGGGCAUUGCCUGAAAUUUCUGCAGAGGCCAAGGAGCUUGCUGAAGAGAGAAUGAGAGCCAGAGAGAAGUCUGUCAAGAGCCAAGCACUGCGUGAUGCCAUGGCUAAACAGUUGUGCAAGAUGAGAGAUAUGGAGAUGGCUGCAGCUGCUGCUGCUGGGACCACAAGGGCAAGAAAGGCAUCUUCUAUGCCCUUGAAGACCAAAGAGUUGUUUUAUGACUCUCCAAAGCAUCUGGCCUUGAAAUUAGCAGAGGGAUCCACACGAAAGCAUGAUGCUGCUAGCGAGAAAUUCUCCACUCCUCCUGCUGAGGUGGCUGGACCUGAAGGGUCUGUCACCUCUUCAGAAGGCUCCAGUGGGAAGAGUAAGAAAAGAACUUCUCUUUUCUCUCCUCGUAAGAACAAAAAGGAUAAGAAAUCAAAAAAUGACAGCAGGCUUUCUGACAAAUCUAGUGGUGGAACAGAGGAAUCAACAAAGCCUAGGUCACUAUGGAAAUCUGUUUUCUCUGGGUAUAAGAAAGACAAGAAGAAAAAGACCGAUGAGAAAUCCUGCCCAAGUACUCCAUCCAGUAGUGCCACUGUGGAUUCUGGCAAGCACAAAGCUUCUCCAUUGAUUACUGCUGCAGAUUUGCAGCUCCGUCAACACCUGAGUUUCUCGGAGGACUCUGACCUCUCCAGUGAUGAUAUUCUGGAACGCUCCUCCCAGAAAUCCAAGCGAGAGGCAUUUCAUGAGAAAUUCUGCAUUUUCCAAGAGAUGCAGAAGAAUGAGUCGAUUUAUGUACCACACGCCUUGGCAUUCAAGAGAUCAUAUUCGUCAAAGAGGGCCUACACAGAAGAGGAGCUGAAUGCCAAGCUGACCCGGCGAGUGCAGAAAGCUGCCCGCAGACAAGCCAAGCAAGAGGAGCUAAAGAGGUUACACAGAGCUCAGAUCAUCCAGCGGCAGCUUGAGCAAGUGGAAGAGAAGCAGAGGCAACUUGAGGAGAGAGGAGUUGCUGUGGAGAAGGCCCUUCGGGGAGAAGCAGACUAUUGGGGAGAGUCUUAUUACAGUGACCUCAUCGACUUGCAUCUGGGUGUUGAGCCCAAUGCCGGGACACCACGUCGUAGACCUCUCUCCUUCUGCCCUUGCUGUGCCCAUGAAGGCAUGGGUAAGAAAGAUGAUCCCAAGCUGAUGCAGGAGUGGUUCAAACUGGUGCAGGAGAAGAACGCCUUGGUUCGCUACGAGUCCGAACUGAUGAUAUUUGCUCGGGAGCUGGAACUGGAAGACAGACAGAGUCGAUUACAGCAGGAGCUCCGAGAAAGGAUGGCAGUAGAAGAUCACCUGAAGACAGAGGAGGAGCUCUCAGAGGAGAAGAGGAUCCUGAAUGAAAUGCUAGAAGUAGUGGAGCAGAGAGAUUCUCUUGUGGCUCUCCUUGAGGAGCAGCGACUUCGAGAAAAAGAAGAAGACAAGGACCUGGAGGCAGUGAUGCUUUCCAAAGGUUUUAGUUUGAACUGGUCUUGAGCAUAACAUGUUUACC
Indicator indicator is the source of this 6970-nucleotide messenger RNA. RefSeq names its product microtubule associated monooxygenase, calponin and LIM domain containing 3 (gene MICAL3). Gene Ontology annotation, molecular function: FAD binding; protein binding. The transcript has 43 exons. Bases 1 to 6954 code for a protein of 2317 amino acids. The record is from RefSeq and is a predicted model, not a curated record. NCBI's taxonomy places the organism in Eukaryota, Metazoa, Chordata, Aves, Piciformes, Indicatoridae.